GUGCACCAUACACUCUCCUGCUAGACGGUUCGCCGCUCUUUUUUGAUUCCUCGGUUUUAUUAUCAAUAAAACAAUUAAUUUUGGUGUUUUAUAUCGCAGAAAUUUUUUAAAAUACGUGUCAUAUAUCUCGUAAUUACUGUAUUGAGUGUAUAUGUUCUGGAUUAGUCAUAGAUAACAAAUUUUUAAACUACUUUAAACAGUGAGUGUGUUUGUUUUUUUUUCUGAGAGGAUUUUAACUAAAUAUGGAACAGGAUCAUUAGUAUUGUGGUGUAUAACUAUAUUUUUGGUUUAGAAUAUAAUACCGAAUGAUAGACUAAAGGAACCACUGGACUAUACCAUGGAGUCCCUGUUACUGAAUAGAUCAAACUCUCCCAAUUAUGAUAAAGCUUCCACUUCGGGCCAAGAUCGGUUGACGGGCGACACUGACUGCUUCGAAGAUAUAGGCAGGGGCGGCGCCUCGCGUAGUCAAAUAUCAGUAAGCAGCGAGCCCGUACCCAGAGCUACUGUCAAAAGUCACUUAGACUCAAUGUACCACGGAGCUUGGCCGAACAUGGAACGAACCGGAAUGUGGAAUUCUGAACCCGCCAGUCUAGGUACAGCAGCCCAGCAAAAACAACGAGACACAGAUAGACAAAUCCCAGUACCUCACGACGUGGGUUCAGUCAUGUCGUUUGCCUCCAGCUCAGGCGGAGUACCACUAGACAACGUUUUAUGUGGUUCAGACAGAGGCAAGUGGUCUUCGCAACAACUCGAAGCCAAAAUGGACGUAGUCCACAGUCUCCUUUCGAUGCUGGGCAGUCAGGAGCACGUGGACAUGGGCGAGACCCUUCUAGCACUGAGUACUUGCCCGGAAAGCUGUCUUGCCAUGCGUCAAUCCGGUUGUAUACCUCUCCUGGUGCAGCUGGUUCAGUCGGAUAAAGAUAACGAGACUAGGAGGAAAGCAUCGCAAGCAUUACAUAACUUGGUUAACUCUCAACCAGAUGAGAAAGUACGAAAACGGGAAGCAAGGAUUUUGAAGCUAUUGGAGCAUGCAAGGAAUUAUGUGGAAUAUCUGAAAAACGGUGUUGAAUUUGAAUUGGAGGUUAGCGGAGGAAGUGUGGGGUCUUCCAGCGAAAAUGGCGACAAACAUCCUGUUGAAACUGUGGCGCAUUUGAUGAAGCUGUCGUUUGACGAAGGACACAGACAGGCCAUCUGCCAAUUGGGUGGGAUUCAUACUAUAGCCGCUAUGGUCGAGAUCGAGCACUCGACUCACGGCAGCGGCUCCGCGGAGAGCCACUGCGUCCUGAUGCGCCGAUACGCCUGCAUGGCCCUCACCAACCUAACCUUCGGCGACGGCGGCAACAAGGCCUUGCUCUGCUCGCUGCGCGACUUCAUGCGCAGCCUCGUCGCGCAGCUGCAAAGCCCCGCGGACGAGCUGCGCCAAGUCACGGCCAGCGUGCUGCGCAAUCUGUCCUGGCGCGCCGACUCCACUAGCAAGGAAGUUCUCAAAGACGCGGGCAGUGUCACUGCUCUAAUGCGCGCCGCUAUGUUACAGAACAAGGAAAACACUCUUAAGUCCAUCCUGUCGGCGUUGUGGAACCUUUCAGCCCAUUGUACGGAGAAUAAGUCUGAAAUUUGUUCGGUGGAAGGUGCAUUGGGGUUCUUGGUUAAUAUGCUAACAUAUAAAACACCGACAAAAAGUUUGUCUAUAGUAGAGAACGCCGGGGGGAUACUAAGAAAUAUUUCCAGCCAGAUAGCGGUUCGAGACGAUUACAGAGAGAUUCUACGACAACACGGAUGCCUUCAAAUCCUCCUAGACCAACUGAAAUCGCCGAGUUUAACUAUAGUUUCGAACGCGUGCGGCACUUUGUGGAACCUUUCAGCUAAAAACGCCCAAGACCAGGAAGCUCUAUGGCAAUUAGGAGCUCCCGCGAUGUUGCGAAGUUUAAAUCACUCAAAACACAAGAUGAUUGCGAUGGGAUCGAGUGCAGCUCUUAAAAAUCUACUCAGUUGUAGGCCUCAGCAAGCACUGACCUCUCGAAUGGACUCUACAGCUUUGUCUUUGAAUUUACCUGAGUUACCAACUUUGGGGGCUAGAAAACAGAAAGCACUGUUACAAGAUUUGGAUCAGUCGUUGAGCGAGACUUUCGAGAACAUCGACAAGGAUUCUCCGGUCAAGAACAAGGUGGAAAAAAGUGUCGAUAUCGAUAGUUUUAUGAGAAAUAAAAGCAGGAGUCGGAGUCCAGAGGAUUUGAACGCUGCCUUUUCGAGUUUGAAUUUAAACGAACCUUCUACAAGCUAUACGGUGGAUCUACGACAGAAGACGAGGAUACCGCAGAGUUAUGGUAGUUCUAGUUUACCGUACGUACCACAACCGACCAGACGAUCAAAUCCAGCAACUUUUAUACCAGUGAGGAACAAAUUUCCUGAUCAGAACUACGAGGAUGAUGUUUGCGAGCAACCGAUUGAUUAUAGCAGGAAGUAUACGGUCUCUGACGUCCCCGUAGGGCCCCAAUCAUCGCCAAAAGACGGGGGGCAACAAGAAGGGGACAGUUUUAGUAUGGGAUACACGGAAACUGACUUAGACCAACCUACAGAUUACUCUUUGAGAUAUGCAGAGAACGAUUCUGAUUCUGAUAUAUGUGUGGAGAUAACCAAACAGGAAUACAUCCAGGACACUGUCAAAACCUACUGCACUGAAGGAACACCCUACGAAACUCCGUACAUUUUCUCCAAUGCCACUUCUAUCUCGGAUCUACGAAAUGUGGGAUCCACAGAACAAAAACCAGAGCUGAUCGACAAUGACAUCCAGAAAAACAAAGAAUCCAAGGCAAAAGAAGUAAAAAACGUUGAUGAAAAGGAUCAUUGUUCAACCGAGGAUAUUUCCGAGAUCGAAAACGCCGAUCUAAAGCCUCGGAAGUCUGAGUUUAGCUCAGGCCUGAUGUCCCCGGAAAAACCAGUGAACUACUGUGAAGAAGGCACCCCGGGGUAUUUCUCCAGAGGGAGCAGUUUUGGCUCCGGAUUGGAUUCCAUUCCUGUUAACGAAACGGUUAUCAAAAAAGAAGAACCUGAAGAGGUUGAAACAUCUUCAACGCAAAAAACAGCGAAGGCAGUGCAAAUGGAUAAACAGGCUAAAGCAGGAACUGAAGCCAAAGAGGUUAAGUUUGAACAGGUCGUGAAUUAUGCAGAGGAGACUCCUCUGAUGUAUUCAAGAUCGAGUUCUCUAGCGUCUUUGGACAGUAUCGAGCAGCAUUCCAUUCAUGAUGACAGAAGUUCUGUAGUGUCGGAUUUUAGCCGUCUAACCAGCGGUAUAGUCUCACCAAGCGAACUGCCAGACUCGCCAACCCAAACUGUUCCGCCUAGUCCGAGACCAACCAAGUCUAAGCUAGAGUUUCCUUCCACAUCGAAACUUCCAAGAAACUCCAACGAAAACAAACCGAGACCCCUCCAAAAACCCAGCGUUUUUGAGGAUAACAUCACCAAGUUUAAGGAGGAGAGUACUCCCGUACAGUUCUCGACAGCCACGAGUCUCAGUAGUUUAACCAUCGAUGAUCACGAGGAGAAUACACAGAAUAAUACACAGGAGAAGGAAGUUGAGGUUAAGGCUACAGUAAAAGAAGAAACCAUUAAGCAGGAGCAACAAGAAAAGACAGACAGGGAAAAAGACACUGAUAAGGAACUUAGCGGUUCGGACGAUCUGAAUGAUGACGAUGAAGAGAUAUUGGCCGCAUGUAUUAAUGAUGGGAUGCAAUCAAAUAUAUCGGCACCUACAGCCAGUUCGACGCCUACCAAGCUACAGAUGUCCAGCUUCAGUUACCAGCACUCCAAAGCUUCGUCUGGGAUUCCCAUGAUGCGGCGUACUCCGCCUAGGAAUGUGGCGGUUGGUAGUUCGCAUUUAAUGGAGGACGCGCCUAAAACUUACUGUACAGAAGAUACGCCAGCUCAUCUUAGUAGAACAGGUUCUAAUUCCAACCUGAGUGUCCUGUCUAUUCCCAACGACAACAAGAGUAAGCAACAUGGCGAUUUUAGUGAUGAUUCUAGUAAUUUAUCCGGUGAUAACGAGAAUUUAUUGGCAGAGUGCAUACAAUCUGCCAUGCCUAAACCCAAGAAAGAAAUAAAAGUGACAGCUUUACCGCAUCCGAUACGUUCGUCGCCAUACAAACAACAAGCGCAACGGAAACCCGGCGGUGAAUUCGUACAAGUACCCCCUCUUAAACCUCAACCUCAACAACAGGGGGCGAACAGGAGGGAGACCUCCCUACCCCCCUACCUGGGGGUGAGGGACGAAGUGGAGAACUACGCGGUGGAGGGCAGCCCGUGUCAUUUUUCGCUCAGGUCCAGUCUGAGCGACUUGACCGUGGAAGGUGGCAGCGUGGUCGGACUUAAGACGUCACACAACAAGCCUUCUGCAGCCGGCAGUAAUGAAGCCAAAGCUCUACCUCCAGAAAACGUUGACGUUUCCAAGGAAGCAAGGUUGUCAAAUGUAGCAAGAAAGGAGUCUUUGUCUUCCCUAAGUCUGGACUCAUCUGGAUCGAACGAUGCUGCAGAUAGGGCUCUUUUAGAAGAGUGCAUUUACUCUAGCAUGCCAAUUGAUAAGCAUGAAGAGGCUCUGUUGAAGGAGUGCAUUAAGGCUGGUAUGCCUAAGAGUACUGGCAGUACUGGUGGUGCUGAUAGAAGCAUGGGAGGCGUUAUGAGUCCCAGACGACAUUCUACCGCCCAACCCACCUCGCGAAGACCCUCCUCCGACCGCCACGAGCCACCGCGUCUUCUUCGCAGCCAGCACGACCAAUCAAAAAACUCGAGUGCUGCGUCUGUUGCCGGGAGCGCGUCGCCGGGGGACCGAUCGGGGUCCCCCCAGGGCGACGCGCGGCGUCCCGACACCUCCAACAUCGCGGCGGCAGACGUAGGAAGCGACAAAAGUCGCGCAGCAGCAGGGAGCGCCGUAGGGACGACGACCGCGCAACCGGCAGCGCAGGUGCUUCGGGUAGUAGAGGGGGGCAACAGCAGCAGCAACAGGUGCUCGCGCUCAGGAGAGAAUUUCUUGACAGAUCACACGAAGAGUGGAUCUAACAAAUCCAUCGGUCAGUUCUUGGACAGCAGCUACGAAACCGAUUUCAGUUUUUCCAAUUCAGAUAAUUGCGCAAAUUUGGACAACGUAUUCGCUAAAAGCUGCGAAGAGUCUGGACAUUUGGUGGACAACAGGAUGCUGGACCCUGACGCCAUGAUUGAAUCGCUGGACAGAUUCACAGCUGAAUUAGUAAGCCAAGCCAGUCACCUUACCAAAGACAAAGACAGAGACGUUCCUAGUGACAAAUCCAAAACCACCGACCCCACGAACGAUGACACUUGGAACGAUGACACUUCACCAAACGAAGUAACCUUCCCGAGCAUAUCAGGCAGCGCACCGAACGUCAUCACAUUCGGCAGUGAUCGCGACGAAAACCAGCUAGAAAAUGACGUACUGGAUGGUACAGAUCAACCAGAAGAACAAUCAAACGAUUUUUCUUCCAUAAACACCAGCACAAUGACCGAGAGCACCUUAAUAGCCAUAGAAGCCACGAAAAUGGCAACGGUGUUCAAAAUGGAAGCGGAAAUGUCACAGAGCCUCACCAGCGCCGCCUCGCUGGACCUCGAUUCUAUCAGACCACCUUCACAGAUGAAUUCCAUCACUAACAGCACAGUGAUCGUGGAAAAAAUAGUACCAAAAAGUCCUCAACUGGUUUCAAGGAAGAACUUACUGGUGAAGAGAGCGUUAAGCAAUUCUUUGAAUCAGGCAUCGAGUUUGGAGAGUCUUGAAAGUCACAGUUUAUCUAUUCUGGACACGCAAAAACCUCCUGCAGAGAUGAAUCAGUUGAUUGAUGUAGAUUUUGAUCUCAACGACCAAGAACACCACCCUAUCUUCAACGUCAAGCGAGAUUUUGCUCUCUCCGGUCCUUUAAGCUUUAACGGUGAUCUAGACUUCACAAAUCCACCAUCGAUCUUCAAUGAAAUCACUGACAUGUGUAACUCACUCGCUGAUGUACCUACAGAGGCAAUUGGAACAGAGACUAGUAUUUUUGAAGACUGUUUUACUCACAUGGAAGCGACUUUGGUUGAUCAAACGUUACAAGACGACGAUACGGCUGAGUUUAGUGAUGCAAACAGUGUUACACCGAUUCAAACUGAUCAGAGUAGUGCUGAGAACACUCCAAAGAAGAGCUGUAAGCCUGUGAAUAAGAGUAUGAUGACUAAACAAAGAAGGAAUUUGGCUAGGGAGAGGUAUAAGACUUACACGGUAGCGGCCGAGAUGGUGAUGCAAGAGAGUAUCGAAAUGGAAACUAAGGUUAGGGACGAAGAAACGUCAGAAAACACAUAUGUUUCACCGACUUACACAGUGGAAGCUUCUAAAGAGAAACAGGAAGAAUCUAAAUCAAAUAAUGUCAGUCCUUCACCAACUAGAAGCAAGCUAAGUAUACGUCGAAACUUUAUGCAAAAAAGACUGGAAAACAAGGAACGAUUCAGGACACAGACCUUGAGCGAGAGCAGUUUUGGUUCUCCGGAGUUAGCCUCGGCUUCACCUCCCUGUGACACUAAUGACAUUCAUUUCCUGGUUCAAAAAGAGGCCGAUUUGGUUUUGAGGACCUUGAGGGACAGCAAAUUUCAGCAGGACGAGAUGCUUGACUGCGAAACGCUGAGUCUAGUCUCGAACGACGAGGACUCGGAGCACAAUUCUGGAAGUUCUAUGAACUAUAGAACGUAUCACAAGAGUUGGGGCGGGAAGAAACAUAACCUUCCCACCAUUCCGAGUCAACUAACCAACGGGGAAGUCUGUGAAAGCACAGAGCAACAAAGCACUACGGUUCCUGUAGUUUCACCACCUCGGAUACCUGAUCCGCCUGCUCUGGACAGUUCUGGUUCGGAAGAGUUGAAUUCUGACGAAGAAAACAGAGAUAGUAUACCGGUAAAACCGAAAAUAGUGAAACCAACGAGCAAUGAAAUUGAAGAAACGCCUCAAAACGAAUCAGUACCCAAAGGAAUACGGGGUCGUCGCAAGCCGCUUUACUCCAAAUCAAACGUCAACAAUAAAGUGUCACCUAAAACAAUCAAACCGGCCAAAACAAUGACUUCCAACCUAGUUACGAACGUGACGUCCAGUCUCAAAUCGGGGGCUUCCCUCAAACCGACAGUUACCAGACAAAUCAAGCCUCCAAGUACAGUGAAGUCUAGUGGGUAUGGAGUGAGGAGUAACGGUGCUACGCCGGUGAGGAGUGCGGUGAAUAGUAGGGCUAAUAGUCAGAACGGUAGUCCGAAAAGUAGUCCUAAACAUUCGGCGAAGGGCACGCCGCCUUUGGAGAGGCAGGGGACUUUUACUAAGGAGGAUAAGUGUGAGCAGAGUUCGCCUAAGCCGCCAUCAAGGUUACCAGCACCACCUUCAAAGAUUCCCUCGUUCGCCAGCAAAAUCGCCAGGGCCGUAACGAACCGAAUCCCCACAUCUUCCAACAACCCUUCCAGCAGACUGAACGCGCGCAACGGCGGCGUUGUCAAGUCGGCCAGUACAGACCGGGCGAACCGUAACCCGAAAAUCUACAACAGAUCCACCAGCGCCGACAGCAGGGAACCCCAGAAGAAGCUGCAGCCCUCGUCGUCGACGCAGAGCUUGAAAAACGAGGCCAAAGUGGGGUUAAGGCGUACGGGAAUUCCCGCGCCUGCCCAGAGAUCGACCAGUAAUGCUAGUAUAACGUCGAACGGCAGUGCCAAAAAACAGGUGACUAGUAAGAUAGCUAGUUUGUGGAAAAGGGUGGAGGAGAGUAAAUCUAAACAGCAGAGUGGGCCAGACAAACGCGUUUGGAUCGAACAGGAGCAGAAGCAGCCCGAUCCCCCCCGCCUGAUACGCAGCGGCACCUUCGAAAACAAAGAUGGCGUCGUUCUACGUCACAAAGGCGGUUCCGAUGAAACUCCUCCCCCCACUUCAGACGAGAAGAGGGUCUCCAGACUGGGCUCGUUCAUCGUCAUGGACGAGAACGGCGAUAACGCGGGUCACACGCCGACAGUCGUGCCGGCCGUCAACACGUAGACAUUAAGUUUAGUUAGUUUUUUCUUUUUAAGUCCGUUCUGUCUGCAGGUACCCUAGGUUUAGUGACGCUCCCUGUACAUAAACUAGGAGAAACUUGCGUUGUUGCGUUGUGGUUGGUUUUAGUUCCAGUAAAAAUCACAGGUGUCUCUAAUAAGUAUGUUCCCAAAUAAAAUGCCUCUGUUUGGACUUGAUAUUUAUAUCCAUUUCCAAACAAAGCCAUCGUUCUAGUCUUAUUUUUCUCUCUCUGUGUAUCUCCGUGUUGGGGAUAUGACACGAUGUGACGUAAAAAAUCACUGCGCAUGUCCCGGUUACGUCACGAUCGUAGUCAUUUCGCAUUAUUUGUAAUUUUUGUAUGUUUGUUUUGUUUUUUUGGUUCGUGAUAUAAUUAGGUUUAAGUAAAGAUGAUGUUAGUCAUUUUUAAAUCAAAGUAUUUUGUGUAUAUAUCUUAUAUAUUUAGAUAAAUAAACAGAAGAUGUCAAAGAUAUAAAUUAGUGAUAAUAAUAACGA
This is a messenger RNA of Sitophilus oryzae (rice weevil), 8539 nucleotides long. RefSeq names its product adenomatous polyposis coli protein-like. The transcript is spliced from 20 exons. Gene Ontology annotation, biological process: nervous system development; Wnt signaling pathway; regulation of cell differentiation. NCBI's taxonomy places the organism in Eukaryota, Metazoa, Arthropoda, Insecta, Coleoptera, Curculionidae. Gene Ontology annotation, molecular function: beta-catenin binding; microtubule binding; gamma-catenin binding. The record is from RefSeq and is a predicted model, not a curated record. Gene Ontology annotation, cellular component: beta-catenin destruction complex; cytoplasmic microtubule; catenin complex. The coding region runs from base 338 to 8032 and encodes 2564 amino acids.